AUGAAUGCCGCUACUUCAGCCUGGUAUGACACAAUAAUUGGUGUUCCAGGACAUCCAUUCUCAUUCAAUCUCGCCGCUGAACUACGCCCUCCACCCGCCUUAUACAUAAUAGCCCCUCCCUUCGGACCCGACGCAGCAUCACUCCUUAACGUCGGAGCUUACUUUCUCCGCAUGAUCAGCUUCACCAAGCCCCUCAGCCUUGAUGUCCCCCUGGAUGCAUUGAAGGAGCUGGUCGGGGUUGAGAAUGUGACUGCAAAUGUUGGAUGUUAUGGACAUCUUUUCUCGCCUCUCCUCGAAGAGUGCGUUACCGUACCUGGUACGAGCCAGCCCGGCUAUUGCGUGGAGUACUUCAUGCAGGAGCCAGAUAGCUCUGGGAGCAUCAAACCAUUGGUUACCACAACAACGACGCAAGCACAAAUGUACUUUGCUGAUAACCUGCCGGAGGGAAUCAGUGAGGGGUACUGGGUGCGAGUUUCGACUACUUACACUGCGGAAGAAAGUGGCAUGAUCCAGCUAGGCUUGUGUGUCCUCGGAAAGGGCCGGCUAUACAUUGAUGGCGCUGAGAAGAUCGAUCUCUUCACAAGCCAGCCAGAAAAGACUCUACAGACGCCCAUGUUCAACCAAUCCAGCAUGGAAGGCACCACCAUCCUCGAUGUGAAGAAGGGCCAAAAGUACCAGAUUGUUGUUCUCUUGCAGAACGAGCAGCUGACACCUGGUGUUGGUGCCUUGAAUGCGGGUGGCCUACGCAUCGGCUGCUGUGAGCACUUCAACGCAGCCGCGAAGCUAUCAGAGGCCGUGGAACUGGCUCGAUCUGUCGACUACCCCAUUGUUAUUGCUGGGCUCAAUGCCGACUGGGAGAGCGAGGGGAUGGAUCGAAAAUCACUUGCCUUGGCUCCGCAAGUUGACCAACUUUUUGAAGCUGUUCUCGCAGCCAAUCCCAACACUAUCAUCGUCACCCAGGCUGGAUGUCCCAUUGCUCUUCCAUGGGUAGACUCGGCCAAGACUCUGGUGCACGCCUGGUAUGGCGGCCAAGAGACAGGCAAUGCAAUCAUGGAUGUUCUGUUCGGGAAAGUCAAUCCCAGCGGCAGGACUAGUGUUACAUUUCCCAAGAGACUAGAGGACACACCCGCUUUCUUGUCAUUUGGCAAGGUGGAUAAAAUGCUGCACUACGGCGAGAGCGUGUUCGUCGGGCAUCGUUACCACGAGAAGCUCCAAAAUCCACCGCUCUUCUACUUCGGGUAUGGGCUGUCGUACACCACGUUUGCGUACUACGGUUUGAAGGUUCCCAAGAAUGUUGAUCUGGCCAACCAGAACACGUUCGAAGUAUCUGUCAAGGUGCAAAACACAGGCACUCGCGACGGGUCCGAGGUCAUUCAAGUUUACGUCUCGGACCUGGCAAGCUCCGUUCAAAGACCUGCAAGGGAGUUGAAGGGCUACAGCAAGGUCCAUAUUCCAGCCGGCGGUACUGUGGAGGUUGCUAUCACGCUAGACAAGUAUGCGCUGUCUUUCUACAGCCAAGAGCAUGCGCAGUGGUUGGCAGAAAAGGGAACGUUUGAAAUUAUCAUCGCCACGAGCGCUGACCCUAAGGAUGAGAUCCUCCGGCAACCCUUUGAACUUGUUGCCGAUUAUCUUUGGUCUGGUUUGUGA
Aspergillus lentulus is the source of this 1647-nucleotide messenger RNA. The record is from RefSeq and is a predicted model, not a curated record. Lineage: Eukaryota; Fungi; Ascomycota; Eurotiomycetes; Eurotiales; Aspergillaceae.